AUGUCCUCCGAGCGGGAGAGUGAGAGGCUUUGUCCGCAUCCGAAAAAAGUAAGCUCGUCAGUAUGGGAGCUUUUCGGCUUCAGAGAAAACAGCUCCUUCUUAGACAACCCAGUUUGCAGAAUCUGUCGGGCUGUGGUCAGUGCGAAGGGGGGCAACACCACCAACCUUUUUACCCACCUCCGUGUCCAUCACCCCGUGGAUUACGCCCUUUUACAGAGAGGAGCUUCAAAGAAGACUGAGAAACCCAGAGUCUCGGGUCAGCUGACACUUUUUGAGUCUGUGGAAAGGAAGAGGAAAGCAGACAUGGCUAGUGCAUCUGAGGACACAGCCAUCACUGAGUCACUAGCCUACUUCAUAGCAAAGGACAUGAUGCCCUUUAGAAUAGUAGAGAGAUUUGUUGAACAACAUGCUGCUGUGACAGCAACUCUCAUGGCUGACAGAAAUACCAGGCAUCUUGUGCUAAGGGGGUCAUACAUCUCUACACUUGAGGACACAUGUAAGGUGCUGAAGCCACUCAGAACCUUUACUGAUUCCCUGGCUGCAGAGACCUGUAUCACAAUCUCAUCCCUGAGGCCUGUCCUUCAGCAUCUGACUGAAUCCAUCCUGGCAGAAAUGGAUGAUGACAGCAGCCUUGUGAGGAGCAUGAAACAUGCAAUCUGCAAGAACUUACAAGAGCGGUAUGAGGAUUCUAAUAUGGCUAAUGUGAUUAACAUGGCCUGCGUACUUGACCCCCGCUUCAAGUUGAACUUCAUGGAAGAGGCAGAUUCAAUCAAAAGACAGCUAGAGCAGCAUCUCACGCAGGAGUCUUCUGACAAUGUAGGUAGCACUUCUACUCUCUCACAGGAGUCUUCUGCCAGAGGAGAAUGUGAAGAUGAGGGGACCAGUGUCUCUAUCCCUGAGGCCCCAAAAGGCUUGGCUGGUUUUCUCAAAAUGAUAACAAGGAAAAAACAGGAGAAGAGACAAUCAGCAGACAUGGUAAAAUCUACACCAGCAUUUCAAGAAGUUUCUGCAUACACAGCCUUGCCCACUAUUUCUGUGGAUAAAGACCCACUGCAGUGGUGGAAAGACAAUGAGGAGGAGUUUCCAAGGUUGGCAAAACUGGCACAGAAGAUCCUUUGCAUUCCCGCCACCAGUGUUGCAUCAGAAAGACUUUUCAGUUCUUCAGGAAACAUUCAGACAGUGUUUGGCUCCAGUUUGAAACCAGAGAAACUUAACAUGCUUGUCUUCCUUCACAAAAAUUUGCCAUAG
Myxocyprinus asiaticus (Chinese sucker) is the source of this 1248-nucleotide messenger RNA. RefSeq names its product E3 SUMO-protein ligase ZBED1-like. The record is from RefSeq and is a predicted model, not a curated record. The transcript is spliced from 4 exons. Lineage: Eukaryota; Metazoa; Chordata; Actinopteri; Cypriniformes; Catostomidae. Gene Ontology annotation, molecular function: DNA binding; protein dimerization activity. Bases 1 to 1248 code for a protein of 415 amino acids.